AUGACAGCAUCAGGCAAAUUCACUGUAGGCACUGCAUGGGAACUUCUGAGGAGCAAAGCAGUCAAGUCAGAUGUCUUUAAGAACAUGUGGAUAUCAGGUGUACCUUUUAAGAUAUCUUUCUUUUUCUGGAGGUUGUGGAAGUACAAAAUACCAGUUGGAGAGGUAGUAAAGAGGAUUGGGGUAGAUACUGAGGCAAGAUUUUAUUGUUGUGAUCAUAGGCAAUAUGAAACUGUGGAUCAUUUGUUUGUUACAGGAAAUAUUUCUAAAAAAGUGUGGACUUAUGUUAAAACUGCUAUUGGCAUCACAACACAAUUUCAACAAGUCAAGCAGAUUCUUCAAAUAUGGAAGUGGAGGAAUAAAGUCCUACAUGGAGGGAAGAUGUCCAUCAACAAAGUGAUUUAUGAGAUAAACAUGAUCAUAUAUCAAAUGUGUAGAAUGAGGUUUCUAGGGCAGAACAACUUACCAAGAUGCAUACCUCAAAUCCUACAAGUCUUUGAAGCAUACAGGCCAAGAAUUGUCAGCAAGAUGGUGAAAUGGGAAUUUCCUAUGCCAGGGUGGUUUAAAUGUAAUUCUGUUGGAGCUUCUAGGGUGAUUUCCAGUUUGCAGCAGCAAGAAGGAUAUCAGAUGGCUGAAGCAAGGGCACUACAUAAGGGUCUUAAGUAUUGUGUUACAAACAGUCUGUUGCCAAUGGUGAUGGAAACAGACUCAAUGACUAUGGAGAUGGUCUUAAAUGGACAGUGGGACACUCCAUGGAGUAUGUCAAUGAUCAUAAAUAAUAUUUCAAGGUUGAGGAGGGAUAAGGAAGUAAGGGUGGAGCAUGUUCUGAAAGAAGGAAAUGGCCUGGCUAAUUAUUUAACUAACUAUGCUUUUGAUUUUGCAGGUGAUCACCAUUUUCAUAGUUUUGCUUCACUUCCUGUGAAAGCAAGGAAAAUUCUAAACACAGAAAAUCCACAUAUACCAUACAUGAGGAUCAGGACAGCUAAGGACCAUCAUAUUCCUGGAGAUUAA
Molecule: messenger RNA, 1008 nt
Organism: Lycium barbarum (goji berry)
Lineage: Eukaryota; Viridiplantae; Streptophyta; Magnoliopsida; Solanales; Solanaceae
Exons: 3
Coding region: 1-1008 (335 amino acids)
Molecular function (GO): nucleic acid binding; RNA-DNA hybrid ribonuclease activity
Source: RefSeq, a predicted model, not a curated record